CUUCCUCUCACGCAUAAAUCCGAGCGCACAUUUACUCACGCACAAGCACUGACACUGGUAUGGUGUAAGCACUUUUUCUAUGUUUUUUUUAUUUUAAUUAUUAAUAAUAGAUGGUUAGUGUCGAUGGUCCUAUAUUUUUCUAUGUAAGCUUAUACCUGCACCGCACACGGAUCCGAAAAUAUGAUAGGUCCUGCAGUGCAAACAAAUGUCUGGACAACAACAAUGAAAACGUAAGGAAUUGUAUUACACGGAGAGCAUGAAGAUAAAACGGAAUUGUCACUCCUAACGCGCAGCAGGCCUUUAUUUGUCCACAGAAAACCGGGAUAAAUACUAUUGCAGCUUUGUGUAGACCCAGAUGCCUCCUCUCCCUAUUGGCGAGCGCAUAGUGGUUAUUCAGCGCCCUAAAAACUUGGCCCUACGUGGGCCCUCCCCACAGACCACACCACAGCCUCACUCCCAUAUAACAGCCCUCAGCAACAAACCUCUCUCCCGCCCUUCUCAUCCCCACCCUCCUCAGUCCCACCCUAAUCCUCCCUCCCCGAAUUCACUGUCUUUGGAAUGCAAGAGCAGAUCAUCAUCCCGUCUGCAGAAAACCAAGGGCAACAAGGCUAUCGUGUCAGAGGGUGUCAGACACACCGCUAGCCACUGUCACAGCAACGGGACUGUGACUCUUGGCCCUAGACCCCACCAACACACACACACCAUUGACAUCAAGUUAUCCGUGAACAAAGGAACAAAAGGACAAGGGCACAGCAACACUUUAGGUCGCAGUGGGAGUGUGAAGGUGGGCAAAAAAAGGGUCUCGUUGUGCUUGGAUCCCGGAUACGGGGAGAGAAAAGCUGGGGGAACAUCAGGGAAGCCUGCAGUGCAGCAACUCCAAAACCACCCACAGAACCAGAUCAAGGCCUCACUAGGGAAUCACCAUCAGAAUCAUCUGGCUGUGUCUCCAGGAGGGGUUCUAGAAUUUGUCCCAGCCCAGAGACAGCAGUCCAAGUCCAGAAGAGAGAAGGUACAGGACGCAGCUUCCAAAGUCUGCUCUGCCAGCUUCCCCCCCAGAGGUGCCCGGGAAGUGCCCUGCGUGGGUAACAAAGAGAAUUCCAAACUGGGACCUGUCCAUGAAAACCCCAACGCCCACAGCCUGCCCCGCCACCACAACUCUGUCCCUGUUCCCCAUGCCUCCGUCCUAAACUCCCAUUACCCUGCUUCCCCUCCCUCCCACCAACCCUGUGCUUCUACAUCGUUCCAGCAACCCCUCAACAAGCCCCAUCCAUCCCGUGGCAGGGACCAUCGCCCUCAGAUCCUCCACGGCCUACCCCUCUCCCCCUGUUCCUCUCGUGGAGGUUUCCCCAGCCCAGACCACACCUGUACCAUCGACUUCUCCCAUCCUUUCAGCUGUGGCUGCUGGAAGCUGGUCCGCUGCAGGGGGGCCAGGGGACGUUCUGCUGGCUGUCAGGGGGGUGGGGGGAGUCCAUCUUCUUCUUUUUCCUGCGCCCACGGCCACGGGGUUGGAGGGGUGAACCACAGAGGGGGCUCAGCAAUGGGUUUAAGAACUCUGGGGGGAUGUUUGUCCACAGCCUCCACCACCAACACCUCAUCCUCCAACAGCACUGUGUCGGACUGCCGGACGGGCUUGCUCAGACCCCUGCGAUGUGCCUCCUGCUCCGGGGAGGCUGGUGCCUUUGAGAGUCCUGCUGCAUUCCGCAAAAAACUGGUGGGGGGAUGCCUGCCCUGUACCCCACUAUCCUCCUCAGCCCCGCUGCGAGCCUUACAGAGUUGUGUGAGUGGCUGCAACCCCAAAGCCAGUCAGGGCGGCAGCUCUACCUGCAGUUAUUGUAGCAGCGACCCCAUAGUGGUGACCUUCAACCCCCACCGGGGCAGAAAGCCCCCCGGGAUGGGGAGGGGUGUAGUGUCAGGGCACCCCAUGGGGGUAUUCCCCGCCGAUGACGAUGAUUACAGUGUGCGCACAAUCUGGCCCGAGGAGCUGGCGAAGAAGAUGACCAGGUCUAAAACUCAACAGAACCACCAGAGCUGUGCCGGGAUGGGGAUGGGAAUGGGGAAGACAUGUGCCGGUCAGAAUCAUAACAGCAGCAACGGAACCAGCCCUGUUAUCCUGGACUGUAAGAACCUGUUGGAGUUCACCCGGAAUCAGAUAACAGACCACGCUGGCCGCCGCCGGCUUCAGCAGGGCAAGAUGGCCGUCCUGGAUUUCAUUGGGUCUGGGUCUGGUCCUGGGCGAGAUCCAGGCCGGGACUCGCUGAAGAGGCUCUGGAAGAAAGGUGGGGAGACAGGGAUGGUGGAUGGCAUGGGGCAGGAAGACGAUAUGGCAUACCCUCGCACCCCCUCCCCCCGCUCCCCCUCUCCCCAAUCCCCUUCUUCCUUCUCAACAGCACCGUCAGUUCCCAGCACUCUCCUCAAACCCAAACCAAGACAGAGAGAUGCAGAGGGACGGUAUUCCCUCCCCUCCGCCCCGUCCCUCCACCUGGUCCUAAACUCAGUCAACAGAGAGCAGGAUGAGGAGAACGGCAGAGUGCACCUCACUCUGCCGCUCUCCUCCUCGCUCCCGGCUUCCCUGUCAGAUGAGACUGGGAUGACCCCUGACGUGGAGAAUGCGGUGGUGAGCCCCAUCCUGCCCUUCCUUUUCCUGGGCAACGAGAGGGACGCCCAGGACCUGGACCUACUGCUGCGUCUCAACAUCGGCUAUGUGGUCAACGUCACCACACACCUGCCCCUCUACCACCUCGGCUCCAGCCUGAUACACUACAAACGACUGCCGGCUACCGACAACAGCAAGCAGAACCUGCGUCAGUACUUUGAAGAAGUGUUUGAGUUCAUUGAGGAGGCACACCAGAGUGGGCGUGGAGUGUUGGUUCACUGUCAAGCAGGCGUGUCCCGCUCGGCAACCAUCAUCAUCGCCUACCUGAUGAAGCACACCCUGAUGACCAUGACGGAUGCCUACAAGUACGUGCGGGGCCGUCGUCCUGUGGUGUCUCCUAACCUCAACUUCAUGGGUCAGCUACUGGAGUUUGAGAGGGACCUCAAUUCCGGGGUCACUCCUCGCAUCCUGACCCCCAAACUCAGCGGCCUGGAGACCCAGGUCUGAGAGUGGGAGACUGAUUAGAGGGACAGAAUUGAGGGAUGGAUGAAACCCGCAUUGGGCGAGCCAUAGUUUUGUGAAGGAGAAAUGAAAGGUAGAAUGAUCAAGAAGGGAACACUGAUUAACAGAUUGUCCCUAUUGGCAUAGAUUAUCAAUUGAUGAUUGAAAUAGUGCACUUCAAUAGAUUAUGGGAGAUAUAAUUUGAUUGGUUAUUUUAAUUUUGACCAUUUUUAUACAAUGCUUAGAUAUCUGGCAGAUAAGGGAGCAGGUAGCCUAGCGGUUAAGAGCGUUGGGCCAUUAACCGAAAGGUCACCGGUUAGAAUCUCAGAGUUGACUCAGUGAAAAAUAUUCUGAUGUGUCCUUGAGCAAGGAGCUUAACCCUAAUUUAUCCUGUAAGUUGCACUGGAUAAGAGCAUCUGCUAUAUGACUUAAACAUGUAAAUAUUAUCUCCAAUGAUCCACUGUGAUCAGAUGACUCAUUUGAUGCUUCUGGUUUAUAGCAUUACAGAAACCAAGGAAGUGCAAUGAGUCCUGGUCUGACACAAGUCCAUUUACAAAAUCAAUAAUGCAUGCAGAACCAGAAUAGAAACAACUAUAGUGACACCCCACCAUUAAACUAUGAUAACCCUAUACAUAGCUCCAGAAAGGUCAUUCCAAUGCAUUUUACCCAUCAAAAUGUUUGGUCGUUUAGAAUAUUGCCUCUCAACUGAAGUGACACAGUCCCAGAGGACAGCUGAUCUUGCCAUAUUGUUGGUUUAGUUCUGUCUUUCCUAACUGGAUUGUAAAUGUCAAUGUCAUUUUUUUUUUACUCUUGUGAGAAUUGUUCAAUAUAGUGUGACGGGUGGAGGAGUGAGCGGAUUUAAUUGUGCCAAUUCUUAGAGAAAUGGGUUGAAAUCAGAAAGCUACAACACUGUGGAUGAAACCAGAGCUGGUGUCAAUAGAAGGAUGGUAAAUAGAAGCAGCAAUGAUACACAGGCAACGUUGAACAGAUUCAGCAGACUGUUACUGAACUGGACUUAGUCAUGGAUCUAUCCAUGUUGUCUUUCCAACAGACAAUGGUUGGAAAGAUAUAAGAAGAUGAACCCUACACUCUUAGAAAGAUGGGUUCCAAAAGGGUUCUUUAGCUGUCUCCCCCCUCCACCCUUUUGGGUUCCAUGUAGAACCCUUUUUGGU
Messenger RNA from Oncorhynchus mykiss (rainbow trout), 4266 nucleotides. RefSeq lists its product as uncharacterized. Lineage: Eukaryota; Metazoa; Chordata; Actinopteri; Salmoniformes; Salmonidae. Gene Ontology annotation, cellular component: cytoplasm; cytosol. Gene Ontology annotation, biological process: peptidyl-tyrosine dephosphorylation; negative regulation of JUN kinase activity. Gene Ontology annotation, molecular function: MAP kinase tyrosine phosphatase activity; protein tyrosine/threonine phosphatase activity; MAP kinase tyrosine/serine/threonine phosphatase activity. The record is from RefSeq and is a predicted model, not a curated record.